Messenger RNA from Pseudoliparis swirei, 2607 nucleotides. It is a transcript of the gene fsaf1, whose product is annotated as chromosome 12 C1orf131 homolog. The record is from RefSeq and is a predicted model, not a curated record. The transcript has 8 exons. Lineage: Eukaryota; Metazoa; Chordata; Actinopteri; Perciformes; Liparidae. Bases 94 to 828 code for a protein of 244 amino acids.
CGUUACGUUCUAUGUUGUGAAACGGCGGAUAUCGUUGAGUCCCAUUAAUAGCUUUUAUUUAAGCUGUUUUCCGGUUUCUACACUUAGCUUAAAAUGAAAGGAAAAGAGGACGAAGAUUGUUUGUUUCUUGAGCACGUUUUGGAUAAACUUUACGAGUUUGAAGAUGGAGCAGCAUCCAAAAAGAAGCUCAAGAACAAAAGAAAAAGAUGUGAGGAAGAAGAGGAGUUGCCUGCAGUCACGAAUACCUGCAGUGACUCUGAAAACAACCGAGAGGAUCCUGCCGGAGCUGAGCAGCAGCAGCAGCCAUCGACUGAGCAAACAGAUCCAACCAUCAAGCGGCUGAGCCAUGUGAAGGUUGUGACGUUUCAGGACCCCAGAAAGAACCCGAAAACCAAACAGACCACAGCGCCCAGCAAAAUACCCAAGAUGACGGAGGAGAACGAGAGCGACCAGCUAGAAGAGCUCAACUUGGAAAAGACUCGUCUUGAGGUCCAUCGGUUUGGAAUCACGGGCUACAAGAAGGAGCAGCAGCGUGUGUUUGAACAGGACAGGGCGGUCAUGCUGGGAGCCCGACCUCCCAAGAAGGACUACGUCAACUACAAGAUGCUGCAGCAGCGGAUCCAAGACAAGAAGCAGAAGGCAAAAGAGGAGGUUCAGUCGGACCUGAAGAAAAGGAAGAAGCCGAAAAAUCAAAGGACCAAGAAGAGGAGGGUGUCCUCUACUUCCGGCUCGGCCCCCUCGGGUCAGGUGGGCCGCUUCAAGAACGGCAUGCUGGUCCUCAACUCCAAGGAUAUCCAGAAAGUCAAAGGCAACAAGGGACACAAAUAGGCGAGUGCAAAGGGACGCCGAGAUGCGGGGCCCCCGGAGUUCGCACACAUCCGUGUCGAGGAUUAAUGUUUCGCGGUUGAAAUGUGUGUGUUUGUGUUUGCUGGUGUGCGACUCCAUCCUCCAGGAGGGGGAAACACAAGCGGGCCAGAGGAAGAGCGGGCUUCCCAACACCGUCAGUGACUCAUCUCACUGCAGGACUGUUCGCCACGAGAGCACACCGUGAGCUGGGAGGCGGGUCUGCAGUAGAAUACAGGACCGUGUUACUGGAGACGAGAAUCCAAUUUACCGAUUCUCAAAGUGGACCCUGAAUGUGGCGGGCCGGAGAUGCACAAAACUUGAGACUUUGGUCAAAUCGUGUUCCAUCACAGUUAAUUUAUUUUCUUUUUACAAAUGACCCAAAAAAACAAAGACGAUAUUUGCGUUUCUUGUGUUUGACACGGUUUUUAAAUAAUGCAGUUUCACUUUCUCAUAUACAAACCAUGUAGUCGUACAAAACAUUUACAUUGGCAGCAAGGGAGGAAGGGAGGGGAUCAUAACCGUACAGAUGGGCGUAAUAAUAAAUUUAAAAAAGAAUGUACACAAAAGUCCUGGCAGAUGUUUGAAUGAAGAAAGACAGACGAACAUGAGAAGCUUUUCUCCCGUUCAUAAACCUCUGCAUGUAUGCACACGACUUCUUGACCGACCCGAGAAGCUGCGUUCCAGAUGGAAACGAUUCCACAUCUUUACAGAUAUUUAGUUCUGUUCAAGAGUGAAGCUGAUGGGUUCUGAGCGACGAUGGAGAAACACGAGGCGUCAUCUGGCAGUGUGCGGCCGAGUGAGGUCACAAAAUCUCACACCGUUUUUCUUAAAGCAGCUUCUUUUCUUAUUUAUAGACUUCAAAGAAGAAGAAGAAACGGCACAAAUAAAUAUGAAGUUUAUCUGCAGCACAUUGUUUCAAUCUGUAAGCAAAUACUUAUAUUGAGAUUAGAGCCUUUUUUUAAAAACCUUUAACCCAAUAGACCAUAGACAAUAUAUAUCAGUCGCCAUUUGACUUCUAUAGUAUAUCCAAUUGAAGAGAGCAAUAUACAAAAGGAAAAAAAAUAAGCUAUUUACACAUUUUAUAGAGUAAAUCUGCAAUUCUUUCAGUUGAACCGCUUACAGCGGGGACGUGCUCUUUCCCCCAGCACCAUAGCGUGAAGUUAAAUGAAAUCUCUCAUUCAUGGGUGGGUCACAAUACCAUUUUGAGACAGGAGUGACCACAAUGUGACUUAAAAUGUGUGCUUUUUGCAACAACAACAAAGAAGUAUUGUUUUGAUAUUCAUUCACCAAAUAACUGCAGAAAGGAAAAGGCGUGACCUCAUUUGACCUGAUACACGGUCUGGCUUCCUGAAUGAACCUCCACCGAACACCUUGAGCUUCUGUUCCCUCCGGUCACGAAUCAUCUGGACUCUCAGGCGACGGGCACGCAUCCCCCUCUGCUUCUGUGAUGGAUGUCUCACUUGGCCUGUGGGCCUCUAAUCUAUUCCUGGUUACAGCAAAGUCCACCUCGGGGGGGGGGGGGGGGGUCAGAGCCGAGCAGCCUCUGGUGAAAAGCUGUCCGUCUGGGGCACGUCGGGAUAAAUUCUCCUUUGGGUGAUGUUUGUUUUCUGGGUCGGGAGCAACGGGUUCAAGUCCUGAUUUUGACACUAAUGGUGCGUUCAUGUCAUGUGGGAAAGAUGGUAAAACGUAGGCGUAGUUUAAUUCGUUAGACCAUGUUCAUAAUGCCAAUUUACAUUCAAAUAAAAAUGAUUUUCACAUGGA